AUGGAACUUCUUAAAUGCGCAAAAAACGCCGAAAAAUUGGAAAUCAUCAGUGCUGAUGGAAAGAAAUCUGAAAAGAUUCCACGGGGUGAAAAGAUUCUUUUUCUUGUUUUGUUACUGACGCUGCAUCGUGUUGGUCGAGGAUAUGUUGAGUCAAGCCGUCGUCGUUGGAUAAUGGAGGAAGAGUUCAGUUACAACAUCAACAACGGGUAUUUCUCGCAUUACUACGAAAUUUUAACAAGUGUCCAUUCUGAAAAGCAACCUGAUUUAUGCACUGUGCUGUAA
Gongylonema pulchrum is the source of this 282-nucleotide messenger RNA. Lineage: Eukaryota; Metazoa; Nematoda; Chromadorea; Rhabditida; Gongylonematidae. The record is from the annotation of a GenBank genome assembly.